Molecule: messenger RNA, 1856 nt
Organism: Eutrema salsugineum
Lineage: Eukaryota; Viridiplantae; Streptophyta; Magnoliopsida; Brassicales; Brassicaceae
Product: coiled-coil domain-containing protein SCD2
Exons: 17
Coding region: 124-1788 (554 amino acids)
Biological process (GO): cytokinesis by cell plate formation
Source: RefSeq, a predicted model, not a curated record
UUUCUCUUUUUUUUUUCUUUUGUUUUUCUUCUUUUCUCGAGAAAAUCUUCUCUCCCACUAUUCAAACUCCUCUGUGAUUGCUUGAUACUGCGAACGAAUUUGCAUCUGCUUAAUAGUCUAUCGAUGGAUCUCAGAAGAGCGGGGAGCCCAGUGUACGGGCACCAAUGGAGCCGAUCAUCUAACAAUACGGAAUCGAGGUCGCCGUCGAUGUCUCCCGCUCACCGGAAACAACAUCUCGUUGGUGUUGGCGGUUUCUCCACCGUCAAGCGGACCCAGAAUGUAGCCACUAAGGCGGCGGCUGAACGACUAGCGAAGGUCAUGGCCUUACAGAGCAAGGAAAAUGAGGACGACGAUGAUGACGAUGAAGAUCACGAUUUCAAAUUCGCUACUCCUUCCUCUACCAUCAAUGGCACCAGUAACUUACCGGCGGUUUCCUUCUCUCGGCGAAAUCGAUCGCAAUCGCCUGCGAUAGGCAGAAACCUCACUGAGCAAGUGACUUCAGUGCGUUCUUCGUCGGCGGGAAGGCCAUCUACGUUUGGUAGAAUCACUACUCCGAAUGCAUCUCCGAAUUGGAUGCCCCCUAAGGCCUCCUUGAAACCUCCGCUUGAUCCUCCGUUUAAGGACAGGGAUCAAAGGUACUUUGGUGAUCAUGUACCGCUUGUAAAUUCGAGAGAUAAGGGGUAUCAGCGGGAAGCUUCUGCUCUUCGUGAUGAAGUGGAUAUGCUACAAGAGGAGAAUGAGAUAGUAUUGGAGAAGCUUCACUGUGCAGAAGAGAAACGUGAGGCAGCAGAAGCCAGGGCUAGGGAGCUGGAGAAACAGGUUGCUUCCCUUGGAGAAGGAGUGUCCCUGGAGGCCAAAUUGUUAAGUAGGAAGGAAGCGGCAUUGCGCCAAAGAGAGGCUGCUCUUAAGGCUGCUAAAGAUAAAAAAGAUGGGAAAAAGGAUGAAGUUGUUUCCCUCCGUUCAGAACUUCAGAUCCUGAAGGAUGAGGCUGCAACAGCUGUGGAACGGCUUCAAGAAGCAGAGUCAGAAGUAAAGGCUCUUCGUACAACGACACAAAGAACGGUUUUAACACAAGACGAAAUGGAGGAAGUAGCCUUGAAGAGAUGCUGGCUUGCCCGGUAUUGGGGUUUGGCAGUGCAGCAUGGAAUAUGUGCUGAUAUAGCACCAUCCAGACAUGAAACCUGGUCGGCUUUGGCUCCUCUUCCAUUUGAGCUGGUCAUAUCCGCAGCACAAAAGGCCAAAGAGUUGUCUGGGGAUCAAGGUGGGAGUGAUCAGAGCAAAACUGAUAGAUUUCUAAGUGACCUAACUGGAGAAGGAAAUAUCGAAAGUAUGCUUUCAGUUGAGAUGGGUUUGAGAGAGCUAGCAUCCUUAAAGGUUGAGGAUGCAGUUAUGCUUGCAUUCGCUCAGAAGAGAACACCGAGUUUAAUUCGUCAAGAUUCCAAAGGGAAUGGAGAAGUCAGAUUUGUAGAGGCAUACGAACUAAAAGAAGGGGAACAAGAAGAUGUGGCCUUCAAGCAGGCAUGGCUGAUGUACUUCUGGGGAAGAGCCACGUUGCACGGUGUGGAAGAAGACAUUGCUGAUGAACGUCUCCAGUUUUGGAUCAGCCGUAGUGGAGGAAAAACUCCAACUUCUCACGAUGCUGUUGAUGUGGAGCGAGGUUUGUUAGAGCUAAGGAAACUAGGAAUAGAGCAACAAUUAUGGGAAGCUUGUCGCAAAGACACCAAUCAGCCUCUUCCAUCUUCUUCUCCUACCUCUACUCUCUCAAAUCACAACAACCUGGACCCCUGAGUUAUGUAUUAUCAAUAGCAUUCUGUUUUGUAUAACAUAACUUGGAAGGAAACAAAACAUCUUUUAAA